AUGACUUGGUGUGAUUUGCAAUACAAUGUAUCCUUCAAACAAAACAGUUCGACGCCGGCAAAACUCAAUAUACCCAUUCAACUCGAACCUAUUAUUAACGAUUUGGGCGGAACAUGCCAAUUGUAUCGACCGAAAAACUAUGACGAUCCGGAAACUUGGCCCACAAUGUUUGAAGCAUGCAAGUUAUCCUCAACCUUUACAAAACAGUUAUUCGCAGCCAAAGAUUAUUGGAUGUAUAGUUUGAUGCUGCUGUGGAAUCACCCGGACGAUGAUACACUAGUCACAGAGAAACUGCAACAGACACUCCAUCCAUCUAUAUCGCCUAGCGUGAUGAACGAGUACGAGCAGCUGUUGGUAAAUUUCUUGGGCGAGUUGUAUGACUCUUGCGAUACCGCUGGCGAGGUAGUGCGCGAGUACAGCUAUUCUCAUAAGGGUAUUCAAACACUCGUAGAACUUCUCAACGAUUCAGAUGCAAAGACAUACUGGAUAGUACUUUAUAUGUGCAAGCUUUUGGAAACUGAGGCGCCGCCAAAUGCUUAUGCAGAAGAUCAUUUGACUUAUACAGUGGGGAUCAUUAAGGCUUUCAAUGUUUGUCACAACUGGACCCAUCCUUUCCAAGACCAAGGCAGCCAGUUAGCCUCACUGCGGCGAUUCCGAGACGCAGCUUUCGACGACGACAUUAUGCACCAAAAUGUGGCAAAAUCAUGGGAUGCGGAUGGACAAGAAACAGACGAGUUGAGCAAUGCAAAGGUGAUUGACGUCAGCUAUCCGUUUAUGGAUGCCAACAGUCAAUCCACGCAGGCGCUUUCCAUUCUCACUUUAUGCAGACUAUGCAAUGUGUUCAAUCAAGUGAAAAGUGAUGCUAUUCGUGAGAUAGUACGUGUACCGCUGCUUCAAGUCGUUGAAGGGCUCAAAGGUAGCGAACAACGACAAAAGUUUCAGCAAUUGGCAAGCAGUCAAGUCAAGUCAAGGCUGGAUAGCUGGAGAAAGGGAAAAAAGCAAAAGCGUCGCGUCAUUUUGCGACCUGUAAUCGAUCCAAAACAUACGGAUGUUGUGACAUAUUAUACUGGACUACUGGAGGAUCCUGGUUUACAAAGUGCUAUAUCACAAACCUUUAAACUAGUCGAUGGUGAGCAGCAUCAGCUGCCAACAAUUGAAUUAUUGUAA
This is a messenger RNA of Zychaea mexicana, 1167 nucleotides long. RefSeq lists its product as uncharacterized. The record is from RefSeq and is a predicted model, not a curated record. NCBI's taxonomy places the organism in Eukaryota, Fungi, Mucoromycota, Mucoromycetes, Mucorales, Lichtheimiaceae. The coding region runs from base 1 to 1167 and encodes 388 amino acids. The transcript is spliced from 3 exons.